This is a messenger RNA of Paramecium primaurelia, 5076 nucleotides long. NCBI's taxonomy places the organism in Eukaryota, Ciliophora, Oligohymenophorea, Peniculida, Parameciidae. The record is from the annotation of a GenBank genome assembly.
AUGAAAAAAGAAUAUUAAAUAUCAAAGAGGAAAUAAACAAGUAUGGCAGAUAUAUUUAAAAAAAUGAUAUAGAUUACAUUGCACUUUAAAAAAAGCAUGACAUUGAAUUUGACAGUUUAAUUGAUAAUCCUCUUUAUUUGCAAAUUUUAGUUGACUUUCUUUUUAUUUUACCUUGAUUACAAAUGGCAGGAUGCAAAAAAUGUAUAAUUAUUAAACAAAGUCUUACUUUUAAUAUUUCGAAUUGACAUAUUUUUCUAGGCUUUUGAAGUUGUCAAAAAAUUUGCUGUAUAUAUGAUUUUAGUCAUAACAAUUUUAGAAAAGCUCUUUAUUGCUUUAUUAAUAAUAUACCAGAAAAAAGAAACGAGAUAUAUUUACUUAAAUAAAGUCCUCGGGGUGUAUAUUUAAUUAUACUAUACUUUAUUUCAUAUCCUAUUUACAACAUUGAGUUGUUUAUUCUUAACUUAUUAAUUAAAUUAAUUUUAAGUAAACAAUCUUAAUUAUAUUCAUUUAUUAUUUGGGAUUUUAUGUUUUGUAAUAUUAUAAUUAGAAGGAAUUUAUCAUUUAUAAAUAAGUGAAUAAUCAAUAGAUGGUAAGAUUAUAUGUUUUGAUAGAUUAAGAAUAACAAUUAAAGAAUACAUAAUUUAAUUUUUAAACUUAAUUAUCAUUAUUUUAUUUUCAGUUGUUAAAAAUUCUUAAAUUGUUUCUUGGAUAAUACAUUUACUUGUUUUAUUGAGUUCUUCAUUGAAUACACUAAAUUUAUAAGAAAAUCAAACUAUUAUAGAUAAUAACAAAAAAUUUAUUAUUUACUUUUCUGAUUCAUUUAAUAUACUCUAUGUAUUUUAUUCACUUAUCUAAACUAUUAUUUCAACAUAAUAAUUUCAAGUAUUUAUUUAUACAAUUUUCUCAUUUCCUUUAUUACUUAAAAUAUUUUUGAAACUUGAUAGUUAUAUUAAUAUUAAAUUGGAUCAUUUAGCAUUUUCAAUAUAAAAAAUUAGCAUAUUUGCCAUUAGUCAAAUUUUAGUCAAAAAGUAAAAUAAUCAUUUUCAACCUUUAAUGUACAAACUUUACAUUAAUAAUUAUCAUAAAAAAAAGUGUAGGGAUGUAAAAUGUAUUUGCAAUAAAUAAAUAACUUAUAUAGACUCAAGGGAUGCAGCUUCACUAACUUAAGAAAUUGAUAAGGACUUUAUUCAUUAAAAAUUAAAACAGAUGAGAAGAUUAAUUUUUAAUUAAAAUAUUGGUAACCUAAAUGAAAUAUAAUAUUAUACUAUCUUAUAUGGAGUAUUAUUAGCCAACUAUGGAUGGCCAAUUUAAUCGAUAAAACAUUUUAAUUAAUUAGUUUACGGAAAAUUGAAUUCAAAGAGUUCUAUUAAAAGUCUAAAUUAAAGUCUAUCAUACCCAUAUUCUUUUUCAGCAACUUUAAGACAUGAUUCAUCAUCAUAAACUCAAAUAGAUCCUGGAAAGUAUCUUGAUACAAUACAAAAGAGUAAUAAAAUAAAAACAUAACAGUAAUCAAUUUCUUAUUGGAUUAAAUUAGAGUUCAUUUAAUUAUCAAAAAUAUCUUACCUUUAACAUGAGAUUAAGUAAAAUUUGAGAUAUAUGUUUGGCAAUUCAUAGAUAACUGAAGAAAUGCACAAUCUAUCUGAAUAAAUACAAAUAUUGAUAUAGCAAGAAAUGAAGUUAGAUUAAUAUGUAAAAGAGAUUAAGAAAAUCUUAAAAAUCAAAUUAAAAUAUUAUGAAAAUUUAGUUCUGUAAAUAAAAGAAAGGAGAAUUUCUGAUUUAAUGAAGUCAUUGAUGGAAAUGACCUAAAAAAUGAUGUUAUUUAAAAAUGAAUUGGAUGCCGAGUAUGAAAUUACCAAAAGCAAAAGAUUAUAAUCUCUUUAAAUUUUUUAUGAAGCUGAAAUUUUGUAAAACUAUUUAGAAGCAUUUAAAAUACACAAUUAAUCUAGUCUAUCCCAAGAAUAAAUAUAAAUUAUUAAUAAAGACCUAAAUGUUAAUUUUAAUUCAAAUGAUAUAAGCUAUAUUAUUUUUUAAAUAGAUGAUGACCUUUAAAAUGUAGAAUUGAAAAAAUAUUCUUCAAGUUUACUCUAGAUAAUUGACUUUAAUUAAAAUGAAGAAUUAAAUUUUGAAAAAUUAUUGUUACCAUUUAUUUUAAGGGAGCAUCCCCUUUUUAUUUCAAAGUUUUUUAAAAUUGGAUAAUCAAAAUAUUUUAAGUAGUUUAGUUAAACAUUUAUAAAAACAAAAAAAAAUAUGGCUAAAGCAGUUGUGUUUAGUUUCGAUAAUAUUAUUCAAUAAAAAUAAGAUAAAAUUAUCUUAGUUGGAUUACUAUAGGAAAUUGUCAUUCAAUAAGCUUUUAUUUUGGUUGAUGUAAAUUAAGUAGUAGGGGGAAUAACUAAUGCUUUUUUCUCAUUGUUAGGAUUCAAUUCUUAAUUAAUUGAUAGAAUUAAUGACUUUUCAAUAUUUUAUUAAUUAAAAAUAUCUUAGAUUUUUCCAAAUUUUAAUGAUUUCUUAUAAAAUGAAGAUUAAUAACCUCUAAUGAAAUUUAAUAAUAUAGAAACUUAUUUCAUAGACUUAGAUGUCUUACUUAAUGAAUUUUCUAAUGAAAGCAACACUACUUUGUAGUAGUAAUCUUUUGUUUUAAAUAGACUUUUGGGAAAAAAAAUUUAUACAAAAUUUUACCUAUCAAACAUUACUAUUUAGGCCUAUUAAAUUUAUGGAUAUUAUUACUACAUUAUACAAUUAGAUUCAUCAUUUUAAAGAGCAGAAUAUUAUAACAGCAGUAGAACUUAGGAAAGAUUUAGCGAAGAUCGGAGAAAAUCAGAAUAAAUACCAAAUUUUUAAAUAAGCCAUCUGAAUAUGUCUUUAGAAGAAGCCUAACCGGGAACAAUAAAUUAAAUUUCAAUCUAAAGUAGAGAAGGAUAUUUAGAAAAAAGUUAAAUUAAAAAUAAUAAUAUUAACUUAUAUCAUCAAGACUAAUAAGAGGAUGUAGAAUAAAAAGUGGAUUAAUUACUCAUCCUUUCACCAAAUAAAAGUACCAGUUAAUUGAUUUAUAACUAAAAAUAUAGAUUUAUUUCAUAAACUUCACAGUAAUAUUAUUAUAAUGUAAAUACAAAUUAAUAACCAAAUCAAUUAAAUUAAAGCGAUGACGAUAAUGAAUAAAAUAUUAAAGGAAAUCAACUAAUAGAUAAAUUAUAUAGAGGCUCAUUAAAAAGCACUGAAUUUGGAAUAGGUAACAGUGAAGUAAUAAAGAAAUAUGAAUUAUUAGGUAAAUUAACGAAAGAGAAAACUCCUUAAAUUUUAAAAUUAGCGAUAAGUACAAUUAUAAUCUUUAUUAUAAUAUAAACUAUCUGUCUCUCAUUAGUUAUCUCUAUACUUCAUAAUGAUAUUCUUCAAUUUAUUUCAGAUAUUGAGAUUAUAGCUUUACAUGCAAGCAUUUAAGGACCUCAUGACUUAUUUUUUUCAAUGCGAAAUACAAUCUCUACAUAUUAAUAAUUGGGAAGUGAAGGCUACAUUCCGAAUUCUAUAGUGCCAAACUUGACAGCACCAUAUGAAGAAUAAUUAAGAUAUGGAUAUUAUGAAUUGAGGGAUAGUUUGUAUCAAUAACUAGAAAAUGAUUAUUUGAAAAUGUUUUUAGAUGAAGAAGAAAUGACAUUACUAUUUAUGAGAAAUAACGACACAGAAAAUUAUUCAAUGGAACAUAUCUCAUUUAGAGAAUGUCUAAUGAUCAUACUAUAAUAUUAAUUUGCAUAAAUGAGACAAUUUUAAAAGAGAUAGAGCACUGCAGGAUAACCAUAUUAGGUAUUUCUUUUUUCAAAUUAUUACAAUAUAUAGGAUAAACUGGAAAGUAUUACAAAUGAUAUUUUAUAAUAUUCUAAAAAUAGAAGCUAAAAUGUAGGAAAAAAAUGGUAUAUAAUUUGUUUACUUUUUGCUUUCAUUGUAAUUAUAAAUACAAUUUUUUUAAUGAUUGAACUUCAUCAAUAUUAUAAAUUAUAUGAUAGAUUUUUAUAGUUAUUAAAUUUUAUGGAUAAAUAAAAAAUAUCUUUAGAAAUAGAUAAACUGAAUUAAUUAUAUAAAUUAAUAACUACAAAUUAAGAAUCUAUAUAUUCAUAUUAAUUUGAUCUUUAACACAAAGAAUAAAUGAUGAAAAGUUAUAUUGCUUCAAAUAAAACUUCUAAUACUAAUAAAAAUGUUUAAAGCAAUUCAUAAAUUAAAAUUACAAGAAGAAAUAUUUUUGUGUUUUGGAUAUUAGUAGCCUGCAUAUUUUAAGUUUAUAUAAUAGUUAUUUUAAUAAAAACAAAUGAAUACAUAAGUAAAUAUGAUGAUACAGCAGAUUUUUACUUUAUGAUUUAAAAUUUAAAAUUCAGAAGUGGAUCAAUGUAUAUGUAUAGAGAACAUUUAUUACGAUGGAAAAGUUUAACAUAUUUAACAGCUUAUGAUUUAGAGAGAGCAUAUUAAUUAAUAGAUAAAGCAUAAAUGAAUAUAUAGGAAUAUUUAGAUUUUACAAGUUCAUUUUAAUCAAAUAAGUAUUUAUUAUCUGAUGAAUUCAUUUCUUUUUUUGAAUAUUAAUAAACUCAUGAUUUAUGUGAAUUUAUAGAUUAAGUAUAUAUUAUAUUUUAAUAUUUAUAGAUUUAUAUAGAAUUUAUGUCAUUAUAUUGUGAAAAAUCAUUUGAUGGAUUAUUAAAAUCAGGUUCAAUUUCAGUUCUUAAUUUUAUGUCAAAUUAAAUUAAAAAUUAAUAAGCUGUUAAUAAUUUUACUAAAAGAGUUGAAGUUAAUCUUUAUGAAAUGGAAGGAUCAUAAAUUGUAAUUAGAUCAUUUUUUAGAGUUUCUGAUGAAUUUUAAAUUGGUUUGAAAUAAAUCACAACAUAAUAAAAUGAAUUCACUCUCAUAAUAACAAUUAUAUUCAUUUCUUAUUUGAUUAUUUUCUUAAUGGUCGUUGUAUUUAUAAUCAAAAAUCUAUUAGUAAAAGAAUAUGCUAUGUUAAGAAGGAUAGUAUAUUUAAUUCCACAAUAAAUUGUAUUAGGAGAUGAAUCAUUUGAAAGGUUUCUAAAAUAGUUAGCAUUAGCCUAAGAGUUGAAAUGA